GGCGGUCAGCCCGACUCAGGUUGGCGUCUAACCCCUUUUAGUCAUUAGUCGCCCUAGCCACGGAUGUCGGUUCCAAGGGAUCGACCGCCUGUCUCCACGGGCAACCACUAGAAAACAGGUGCGUCGUGUGUCUAGAUUCGAAACCUAGACACGCCCUUUCCUCACUACUUCGCCAAACCCUCACCUUACGGCUCUGUUCGACCUCCAAAUCCCAUCUCGAUAAUCAAUAUCCACGUAUCUGUCAGUGUAUGAAAAGCACUGUUCCGUAUCCGCCACCAUGCUGGCCCUCCGCGACCAGGAGAAUCUAGUACACGCUCAUCAGACCGUUGCUGCGUCCAAACCUCUAAACCAAAGCGCCAAAUCUCUGCAGCCCAAAACCCCAGGAGCUCGCGCACCGAAAACCCCAUUCAAGGUGCCAUUGAACGACGAGAAUGAUCCGUUGGCAUUUGGAAAGAAAACGGUGAAGGGACUGGGUAAACAGAAUGGAAAUGCCAAACCAUCCGUGAAGGAUGCUUUUGUUACACCAGUGGCGGAUACUCGCCAGCGCGCCCCCCUGGGCAUGAAAACGACAAAUGCGAAAGCGAGAGGUCUACAAACCCCCGCGCCUCCCGCCGGGACUGUGAAGCCGGAGAGGACAGGCAAAAGAGGCUCCUCACAGAGAGUCAAAAAGUUUACCCCGCUCGUGGAACAGAGCAAGCUCGAGGUAGGGGAUAAACCAGCAGAGGAUGAUGUCCCUGAUAUUGAGUAUAUGCCACCUAAGCCUAAAGAGCUUCCAGAUGUUCCCGAUGAGAUUACAUAUGACACCACAUUCCCUCAGUUUCAACCGAAGAACUUAGCCUUGGGGUUAGAGACAGUUUAUGGAAAUACCGAGAUUGGACCCGAUGGUCUUACAAAAAGGGAGCGCAAGCUUCAAGAGGUCUCUAUCGCAUAUGACAAAAUGAUAGAUGACAUGAUCUUGAAACAAGUCGAGAGCAUUGGCUUCGAGGAGCCUAGUGAUGCGGAGCGGCACGGCGAACCUUACGUGGAGGAGGCACCCCAGCAUCGCAUUGAAACGCGUCGCACGCGGGCAAUGAGCUCUCGGGGAAAGCAUACUAGCAAUAUCCCAACUGUUCGAGCUCGUGAUGCAGCCGCUGCUCUCUCCGGAAGCGAACGCACCCUCCGACCGAGACCAGUUUCCGUGCCCAAGCCCAAAUCGAGAAUCGCAUCGUCCUUGUUUCCGUCCAAAAAGCCCAGGGUGCCGACUAACCCAUCCUCAAUGUACCACAUAGCGGCCGCAGCAAACUCUAGAACGACCCUAGGGUACACGAAGGGCCGGGACGUGUCAUCUAAGCUACAUGGCAAGGCGACCACCACUACUAAAGAACAGGCAGUUCAUCACGGAAUCUUCGCCCCCGACACUUACCUUCGGCCUUCCGGGACUCCACCUCUGGAGACCAAUAUAGGGACCUUUUCACGCGAAGAUGAUCAGUUCACCACUGACCUUGAGGAAGAGCUCCCGGUGUACGAGGAAGAUGAGGAAAGCUUGAAUUUUCAGCUGACCUUGUAAGCUCUACCAGCACAAAUCCAUAUCCCGGAGUAAACGGUCAGCGUGUUCAUGGUUCUGUUUUUCAUUUUUUCUUCCUUUUUUUAUGGGAUUAUGAUAUAGUUUUAUGGUAGGCUGGGAUGGUGGGACGGUACGUUAUUGCAUGAUACAGGACUUCCGCGGGGCGUUUUAUGAUUACAUGUGUGUGUUGAAGUAUCGCGGGGUUACG
This is a messenger RNA of Aspergillus alliaceus, 1751 nucleotides long. RefSeq lists its product as uncharacterized. The record is from RefSeq and is a predicted model, not a curated record. The coding region runs from base 278 to 1546 and encodes 422 amino acids. The transcript has 3 exons. Lineage: Eukaryota; Fungi; Ascomycota; Eurotiomycetes; Eurotiales; Aspergillaceae.